UGAAAGUAGAUCGGCAGCAGAUAUGCAGUGGUAGUUUUACCGACAGUCUAAAGAUCUAACACACUGCCUUCUUUCCAGUGUGUUACCGCCUAUAGACAGGACUUUACUCAAGUUUAGUUAUGAAAUUGUUUAUUUUUGUUUAUUUUGCCUCUUUGCUGGGAAAUGUUGGGACUGUAACAUGGAGCUCGACAGUUCCAGAAGUUCUGCUUUUCCUCCUGUCUUCUGUUCCUCUUUCAUCAGCAGUCACACACACUCUGCAGUACCAACACACUGCUGUCAGAGGAAUAAAUCUCCCAGAAUUCACUGCUGUUGGUCUGAUGGAUGGAGAGCAGUUUGUGUUCUAUGACACCAACAUCAAGGAGACGAUCCCAAAGACAGAGUGGGCACAGAAGAUCAGUGCUGAUGAUCCACAUUACUGGAACUCAGAGACAGAACAUAUGCGGAAUGAAGAUUACAUACUCACAGUCAGACUGGGUCGCAUAAUGGAGUGUUUUAAUCAGACUCAAGGAGUUCAUACACUCCAGUGGAUGUUGGGCUGUGAGCUUGAUGAUGACGGCACCCCUACGGUAUAUGAUCAGUUCGGUUAUGAUGCAGAAGAUUUCAUGAAUCUGGAUCUGGAAACUGUAACCUACACUGCAAUGAAACCUCAAGCUGGAGAACUUAUAAAGGAGUGGGAUCCUACAGAUGCUAAAGCUAAAUACUAUAAGAGCUACCUGGAGAAUGCAUGUAUUCAUUGGUUAAAGAAGUUUGUGUCUUACGGCAGAGAGACUCUGGAGAGGAAAGUUCGUCCUGAGGUGUCACUGUUCCACAAACACUCGCCUUCUCCAGAGGUGGUGUGUCACGCUACAGGUUUCUUCCCCAAAGCCCUGAAUAUCACCUGGAAGAAGGACGGAGAGGACGUGAUUGAGGACGUUGAGCUCAAUGAGACGUUACCCAACCAUGAUGGAAGCUUCCAGAAGAGGAGCAUUUUGAAAGUCCCAGCUGAGGAGCUGCAGAAACACAACUACACCUGUGUGGUUCAGCACAGCAGCUUGGAGAAGGAUUUAAUCCUAGAAGUAGCAAAAGGUGGAGGAUCGACUGGUAUCAUCAUUGGUGUCCUUGUGGCUCUCGUUGCUGUCGCUGUUGUUGUCUUCUUGAAGAAGAGGAACUCUGGAUUCAAACCUGUUCCCCCAAACCCUCCUCUGAAGGAGAUUCUUCCUCCAACAACUCUUAAACUGUGGCUGUGUGUCUUCCUGCUGGAGAGACAGAUUAAGACAUGAUGAUGUUUACAGUGUAAUAUGGAAUAAAAAUGUGUGUGUGGAGUGAAAAUCCAGCAGAAAAGCCUGAGCUCACAUUAAAUCUCAGAUCAGAGCUGAUAUUUGUCUCCAUUGUCAAGUGCAGUUUAAUGUCCAGCUAUAAGAUUGUGCUGAAAUACUUCUCUCCCUGUUGUUCUCCUCUUUCACAGGUGAGGAGGUGCAGCCAUGCUUCUGCUUCUUCUGGUUUUAAUCACAUUUAGCAGAGUGUGUAAUGCCUUACUGCCACAAACUGGACUGCAGUGUGUAACACAGACAUAUGAUCAUUAUAUCUGUAUUUUAACAAGAGAUGAAGAAAAAUUCUACAAAAACAAAAAGUCCUGUAAUAAUGUCCUGUAGCUCUUAGAAACUUUAUCCUGCUCAUAUUCUUCCUUUUUAUUGUGGAAUCCUUUGUAAAUAUUACUCUACUGUAAAUAUUACUGUAAAUAUUACUGUAAAUAUUACUCUACUAUCCUGUCUUUUGUAAAAACUGUGAAAAGGAUUGAAAUUCUAACAGUUGCUGCUGAACACUUAAAGGAUAUGGGACAUGAAACAUAAAAGCAUGCUAUAUCAGUUUCUUUCCAUUAAAAACAUGAAUUAAUUGCAUCAACAAAUACAAAAUCAUCUAUUAAAUUCAGCAAAAUCGUUAUAUUCGUGAUGAUUAUAUGGCAUUUCUGCUCGACUUCCGAUAUGCAUUUUUUGCAACCGGAAGAGCCGCUGUCACGUGAUCAUACGUCACAAAAACUUUCGGGCACAGCACAAGCGGGUAGAUGAAUGGAGAAGUGGAUGACAAGAAAAUUGUUUUUAUAGUCUUUAAAGUACAUUGGACAUCAUGGUGUAUUGUGCUGCUUAUGGUUGCAAUAAUUCCAAUGGGAAAUGCCCUGGAGUAAGUUUUUUUGCAUUCCCCAAGGACCCGAAGCUGAGGAAAGUGUGGGCUCACCUGCUCAUGCGCAGUAGGCUUCGCGCAUGCGCAGUAGGCUUGGUAGGACAACUUUACAGAACACCUGUUGAAAAAACUUUGCACCUACUGUUUCCCACAAACUGUAUUUGGACCAUUUCACUGAGGAUUCUUUCAACAUUAAUACUCAGGUACUGAGUGAUAUUAAUUCAUGAAACAUGAAACAGGAAGCAUAAGGAUGAGGAAAAAAAAAAAGUUCAAAUCGGGAAGCUGCGCACACCUGCGCCAGGCUGCACAAAUGCGCGCAGCUUCCCGACCCAAACCGCCUCUCUCUCAUCCUUACACUUCAUGCCUCAUGCUCCAUGAACCAACAUCGCUAUUUUUUUAAAAAAAUCGGAUCUGCGCGAUUCAGCCAUGAAAAAGGCGGCAUCCGCCGAAAGGCGCGCUGUUUGCAUCCCUGCACGGAGACCAGGGGACAGGGCAGGAAUAUUUUUGUUGAUAUGAGUGAUCCAGUGCGAUUUCGCGACCCCCCUGUUGAAGACCUCUGCGCUAAGCGACUGAAAGCCGAGGUAAGGAUUAGUAUUAUAAUUUUGGGUGUAUCAAUUAUUGAUUAUCAUAAUUCUGACUCGUUUCGCCAUUUUGAAUGUUUUCAUCUCGGACUCUGGAAGCAUUGUAUCUCAAUCAAUCUUGAAAAAUAUCAGCAAAAAAAAAACUAGCUUGCAGCGGACUUUAGCUAGAUCUAUGAUUAACUUUCAAUGUAUGAUACAAAAAUAAUACUUCUUUCAACAGAUCAUUAGCCUUUGAGCAGAAUUGUUUUUAACUUACCAGGAAGUGUUAUCCAGCCGACCGCUUUCAGUUUCAUGAGGGCUGAAUGAACUCUCACUCUCAGAAUCAUCUGACCCUUCAGAGUAAAGACAAGAUCUAUGUUCAUGUGAAUUUCCAGCUAUCGGUUCGAAUUGAUAGGGUCUAACUUCACAUCUCUGUGAAACAUCGGGAAUAUCACUGUCGAUGGUGUCCAUUUCGGUAACCUGUUUACAUUAGAUUCCCAAGCGUUGGCUCCUUGGAAAGUUUUUGUGACAUCACGGGUCACGUGACCACCGAGCUCAUUAACGAAUCCUUGUUUUACGCUGAUGUAUAAAAAAACUUGAAUAAUGUGAUGAUUUUCACAUUUUUGACGCCCUGCAGUGAUUUAGAUGGCAUUUCUUAUGUCCUUUAUACAUAAUUAUGCCCAGGUAAAAAUCCAUGUCCCAUAUCCUUUAACUACCUCUGUCACUAAUGUCAUAAAUGUUACUUUGUCAGUCCAUGAAUAAAUCUUUAUUUUUGUGUUA
Molecule: messenger RNA, 3497 nt
Organism: Neoarius graeffei (lesser salmon catfish)
Lineage: Eukaryota; Metazoa; Chordata; Actinopteri; Siluriformes; Ariidae
Product: class I histocompatibility antigen, Gogo-B*0201 alpha chain-like
Exons: 7
Coding region: 120-1259 (379 amino acids)
Biological process (GO): immune response
Cellular component (GO): external side of plasma membrane
Source: RefSeq, a predicted model, not a curated record